AUGACCACGGCUGAAGCCAUGUACAAGUGGAAUGAAAGUCGUAGAAUGCGACUUGUCGGCGGUUAUUGUCCACCAAUACCUGCCAAGCGGAUAAUCGCACCUCUACCGGCCCAGCAUCAUGUUGUGGUGCAGACUCCUGUUAAACUGUACAAUGCUGUAUCUGACGGGGUGCGGCGACCUGAGGUAUUGAGUAGACAUGAUCUUGACAUAGCCUAUCUGCAGGUUUGGUACGACGAUAAGUUGCCUGGUGCGUCAAUUGUGAAUACGCGGCACGAUCAGAUGAUGGUUGAAAUGAGCGAUCUCGAGUUGUCCAUAGACAAGAUCUCAUUGACUGUUGCGAAGUGCGCUAGCGUCAGGAGAGACAAGACUACGUUGAAACCUGUGUUGCGAACGAUGAUGCCGGCACGUCGAGAUCGGUCGCAAACUGAAUCAGUCUUGAGCAUCAAGCGAAACACAAACGCGCCGGUGCUCACUAAUGAGAUGGAUCCAGAGUUUAUUUGUGCCUUGUUAUUCGACAACUUUGUUGAGUCGUUCGUCAUUGAUAGGGCGCUUUUUGAAGCCUUUGGAGACAAUGAGUUGGACGUUAACCCUUGGUUGAUCCAAGAGUGGUUGACGAGGCAGCCGCCGAACGUCGCUGCAGCGUGUGAGUCAUCUGAGCCUCUCAGCAUGCUGUGGUAUGGUGUAUUUGACUUCAUGAUCAAAAGUGACGUCAAACCACCACUGGACAAGACCGCAGUGAACACCUACGCAAGUGUCCAGUGUAUAUCAUAUCAGAAGAAAGACAUAAGCGUAAUCUUUUGUCCGGUUUUCUGUUCAAUGUGUGAGAGGCUCAUGGCUGUUUUGGCACCGAAUGUCCUCAUCUUUAGUGACCUUUCGGUCACGGAGUUUGAGGAUAUGGUCAACGACAGGUUCAACGCGGCGUUGCUGGACGUUGCUGCUCAAGUUGAGAUAGACAUGUCGAAGUACGACAAGUCUCAGUCGCGGGCAGCGUUGGAAUUUCAAUGUCGUCUUUACGCUGAUCUUGGCAUGAGCGCGGAGCUCAUCGCGAUAUGGAGGGACGCUCAUUUGCGUUCCACUAUCGUUGACCGCAUGAACGGCGUUAAGUUUGAUGUUGAGUGUCAGCGCAAGUCUGGUGACGCAAAGCACUUUCUUCGGAAAACUGUGUUUCUGAUGUCUGUGCUUGCAGCGUGUUACGACUUUAGCGAUGUCAUGUUUGGUAUCUUUGCUGGUGAUGAUAGUGUCCUGUAUUUCAGACCCGGCGUCUUUGUCGAGUAUGACCCAUCUCAGCGAAUGGCGGAUCUCUUCAAUCUUGAGGCCAAGUUGCUAAAGAAGUACCACUUCCCUUACUUCUGCUCGAAGUUCCUAGUAGUCGCAGAUGGAUGGUUGCACUUCGUUCCAGAUCCAUUGAAGUUCGUAACCAAACUGGAUAGGUGCGAUAUUCGAGACGAACAACAUCUCAAAGAGUACGCGACGUCGUGUGAGGACAGUAUGGCCAGAAUGUUCAAUGACCUGAUGGCCCAGAAAUUGGCCUUCGGUGUGAGCGAGCGUUAUGGGGGGACGAUCUAUGACAUCACGAAACUUCUCAGAGUCUUGCACGCCGUCGUUGCUAGGGGGUUGAAAGACCUAUUCAAAACCUAG
This is a messenger RNA of Bacillus rossius redtenbacheri, 1638 nucleotides long. RefSeq lists its product as uncharacterized. The record is from RefSeq and is a predicted model, not a curated record. Bases 1 to 1638 code for a protein of 545 amino acids. Gene Ontology annotation, molecular function: RNA binding; RNA-directed RNA polymerase activity. NCBI's taxonomy places the organism in Eukaryota, Metazoa, Arthropoda, Insecta, Phasmatodea, Bacillidae. Gene Ontology annotation, biological process: viral RNA genome replication; DNA-templated transcription. The transcript has a single exon.